This is a messenger RNA of Echinops telfairi (small Madagascar hedgehog), 930 nucleotides long. RefSeq names its product olfactory receptor 14K1. The record is from RefSeq and is a predicted model, not a curated record. Bases 1 to 930 code for a protein of 309 amino acids. Gene Ontology annotation, biological process: G protein-coupled receptor signaling pathway. Gene Ontology annotation, cellular component: membrane. NCBI's taxonomy places the organism in Eukaryota, Metazoa, Chordata, Mammalia, Afrosoricida, Tenrecidae. Gene Ontology annotation, molecular function: olfactory receptor activity; G protein-coupled receptor activity. The transcript has a single exon.
AUGACCAAUCACACAUUAAUGAUGGAAUUCUUGCUUAUGAAAUUCACUGAGAAUUGGGCGCUGUUGAUGCUUCAUGCUGCGUUCUUCUUGAUGAUUUUCCUUGUGGCAACAAUGGAAAAUGUUCUCAUCAUCCUCCUCACAAUUCUUGACCAACGCCUCCACACUCCAAUGUACUUUUUCCUCAGGCAUCUGUCUUUCGCAGAUCUGUGUCUCGUUUCUGCCACUGUACCCAAAUCCAUUGUCAACUCCAUCACCUUCACGGACUCCAUUUCUUUCCUGGGUUGUGUGAUUCAGCUCUUUUUGGUGGUGCUCCUGGCAGCAUCUGAGAUUGGCAUUCUCACUGUGAUGUCCUAUGAUCGCUAUGUUGCCAUUUGCCGCCCUCUACACUAUGAGGCCAUCAUGAACACAGGGGUGUGUGUGCAGAUGAUGGCUGUGUCUUGGUUCAAUGGUGGGGCCCUAGGAGUCUUGUACUCAGUGGGAACAUUUUCUCUUAAUUUCUGUGACUCCAAUAGGAUACACCAGUUCUUCUGUGAUGUCCCUGCACUCCUGCAGCUCAGUUGUUCUGAAGAACAUACCACCAUCAACAUCAGUGUGGCUAUAGGAGUCUGCUAUGCCUUUUCCUGUUUAGUCUGCAUUGUGCUGUCCUAUGUGCACAUUUUUUCCACCGUGUUAAAGAUCCCAUCCAGACAGAGCCAAUCAAAAGCCGUUUCCACCUGUCUGCCUCACCUCAUUGUGGUGAGUGCUUUCCUUGUAACAGGGGCUGUUGCUUAUUUAAAGCCAGUCUCAAGUGCACCUUCUCCUAUAGACCUUCUGGUGUCUGUGUUCUAUUCUGUGGUCCCACCAACCUUGAAUCCCAUUAUCUACUGUCUCAGGAACAAGGAUAUUAAAUCAGCUCUAAGCAAAAUCCUAUGGAAUAUUAAGAGCAGCUGA